This is a messenger RNA of Lethenteron reissneri (Far Eastern brook lamprey), 9959 nucleotides long. RefSeq names its product cilia and flagella associated protein 54 (gene CFAP54). NCBI's taxonomy places the organism in Eukaryota, Metazoa, Chordata, Hyperoartia, Petromyzontiformes, Petromyzontidae. Gene Ontology annotation, biological process: cilium assembly. The record is from RefSeq and is a predicted model, not a curated record.
CGCCGGAGCAGAGGCGGCGAUGGCGUCGCGGGGCUCAGCGGCAGCGGACGACGCCGUGGCGGUGGCGGUGGCCGUGGCCGGCGGCGGCGGCCCUCUGGUCGCGCGUACCCGGGGCCCCGCGGCUCCCCGGGCCCUGGAGCAGGAGCUCGGGGCGCUGCUGGGAUCCCUGAGGCGGGAGCGAGGCGAGACGGGGCCGAGACGCUCGAACAUGCUGUUUGCCAUAUGGAAUAAGUACGAACAUAAAAUCUCAACUGAAUUAUUCCGAAACAAGCUUCUCAGCACCGGGGAUAUACUGGUGGAAUUAAAAAACCAUAAGAUGGCGUUGAAUCUGUGUUACGGACGAUACCUCCAGUACAUCUACCCAUCUCCUCAUGACAUCGGCAACUUAAGCGAACUGAUGGCUCGCUUCUUCCCACGAGAACUCGGUGACAGCGACUGUGUACCUACGGUACGUGCAUUGCUGGGUUUCUGCACGUGCCAGUUUGCUUUACUGGUGGCAGGUGGUGGUGGCGGCGAGAUGAAGCGCAGGUGCCUGCAGCUGCUGUUCCUGCUGCGCCUCCUCACACAGGCACUGCUGCAGGACGAGCAACUUUGCUGGCUCCUCUAUAAUGGCACCGUUCAUAUAUACACCAUUAGCAGACACCUCAUGGAGCAUGGCCAUUCUGCAAAGGUGUGUGAGUACUUGCUGUGGGCGAGCGUGUGCAUGGAGAGCUCGGUGCCUCUACUGGACGUGCGCUACCUGAGCUGGCGAGCAACGCUGUACACAGCCGUUUGCCAAGCGUACUACGACUGCAAACUACCUGCACAGGCGGAGGAAUUUGCGAGGCGUGGUCUGGCGAAGAUAGCCGAAUUGAGUGAACUUGAAAGCCAGAGUUCAUCUCCCCACUCCAAUCAAGCUGAGAGUGCUUUCCGUGAUGCCACCAUCAAGAUGGCCAUUAUGAUUUUCAAGCACACAGUCUUUGAAUCCAGAAAGAAGCCAAAAGGGUUUUUGAGGACGAGAAUGAAGACGAACUUGCGCGACCCCAAAAUUGCGCAGGCGGCAUGGCCCCGCACAGGCACCGAGCGGUUGCUGUCGGAGCUUCUGGAGGGAGGUGCGGCACAAAUGGUGGCCGUCUUGGACGCCCUGUCGCACCGGGCCGCUGAGGAGUGCGCACCCCACGCGUUGGCAGGGUCUCCAGCCGCCGCCUUCGACCACGACUCUGCGGAAGUCUCUGCAGAGCUCUUCUUUGCCGGAGCGGAGAUCAUUGCAGGAGGUGGAGGAAAUUCUGAACGCAGAGGGGCCAUCCUGAGCUCCAACGUCCUGGCUGGCAUCAGAGAUGGACAGAGUCUCAUGGAAUUGGCAGUCGCCGGCGAGGACGGUGUGACUGAGGAGGCAACGGUCCGUUUCCUCAAGCUGGCCUUCUUGUGCGAACGGUGGGACAUAUUUGAGGGCCUCAUCUCCCCCACACUCGGCUACUUACAGACCAAGGGCACUACAGGACGAGGAGAGCUCCACCAGACCCUGGAGCUCUUGCAAACCUUGGAGCCACUCUUGUCUGGACGGAGAACAAAGCACGCGGGACUCACGUCUGCCAUGGACUCCUCCAUGGACGAACAAACGUUCGCCAAUGGGGCAAGACCGAAGACAGCUUGGAGUUUGGAUGAACUGCUCACAGCAGUGGAGAAACUGAAUGCUGCUACAGAAAGCCUGCACGCUACAGCUGACUUGACAUCAAAGGCAGUGCAGGAGGAGCGUUCUUUACUGACGGACGCUUCUGCACAGCUUUGGCACGGAUGCAAAGCUGCGCUGUCGCGGGUGCAAAUGAGAGGAGCGAACGACUCCGCUCGACAUCGGGUCAAGACCGACAGCCUCACUAAGCUGUGCCGAGCACUGUGUUCGCUGCACGGGACCAUGUGUGUGCUGGGCGUGGCACAGAAAGAUCUCCUGGCCUUGGUCGAAGCUUCUCUCCGUCUUUCCGCACUCCUACAGAGCAGCGCUGAACAGACUUUGCGACAUGCGUCAGCCCAGGCAAGCAGUGAGGCUGACAGGUCGGCUAGCAGCCAACGCAGCCUUCAAACAGAUAUGGUCACGAGCUACCGCGAGCAACUGUGGCUGGCAUUUGUUGCUCUGAGCCGGGCCCUGGAUGAAGUUGGUGUCGCGCGAGGACUCACUCGACCCCGCGGUGGCUCAGCCAUCACCUCCAUGGACCCGAGCAGGGGUGAUGCUGAGGGGUGUGAACCGGGUAUGGAGUCGAGCACUCGCACAGCACUGGAGGAAGAUCUGCACCUGGAGAUGCUGUGGGAGAGGCAUAGGGUGGCUCUCAAACUGUUGCACAUGCAGCAGCCAACCUCCAAAGCAGAUGGCGGUCAACUCAAAAAGCCGGGGAGAAGUUGCAGAGAGUGCAUUCCCAAGCAGCCUGGCACUGAUAGCAGCCUCACAGAGGAAGAUGUUCUAGCAACAGUCGGACGCAAUCCCUUAUCCAAGGCAGCGUUCAUCAUGCAGAAAGCCCUACUCGAGGCUUCUGCUCCUGCCAAGGCACCCAGUGAAGUCGCUAAGAUGUUGGAGGGUGCGGCUGGCCUCAUCCGCAAGGCAGAGAUGGAGAAGAGCGGUUUUCAUCUGCCGGGACGUGGCACGCCCAGGGGUCAGGGGGCCGUGCCACCCCCGCCCCUCCUGUUGCGGUGUGGAGAACGCGGCGCGGUGUUCACCCCUGUGCCCUUCAGCGGCUCACCGCAGGUGGUGUGGUACCGACUGCUCGGGCGCACGGCCGCGGGACACAACGUGAAAGUGCGGCUCAGUGACUACCACCUGCAGGCCACUGGAGAGGAGGUGCUCGCGGGCGAAGGGUGCCUCCUCCGUGCCGAGGGGCUGCAGCCUAACGAGAAGUACGUGUUCGCGGUGGCGGCAUACGCUCGCGACGGCAGCCUGGUGGGGGGCACCAUUGGGGAGACCACUCGCCCUAUCCUGGCAUCGUGCCCCCUGCCCACACUUUUGGCAUGGGCCUAUCUGGCGCAGGUGGCUUUCCAGACGCGAUGUUUCACCAUCGCGAGGUCAGCAUGCACACUGCUCUGGGAUCAUUUUGUGUCCUCGCCAGAGUCUGAAUCUGACUCUGAAGACUCUGUGAAGCGGUGGAGGCUGCGGGAGGAGGCAGUGAGUGGGGCGUCGCCCAUCCUUCUCAGGCUGUUCGUGUCCAGCGUCUUCAUCUCGUGUGACGUGACCAUGGGGGGUGCAUCUGUCUCCUCGGAGAAGCGCGUUCCCCUGCAAUGGCAGAGCGCCCGUCUGGAGGAGUGCGCACGUGUGCUGGUGGCGCUGGAGCUGUGUCAUCAUCAUCUGGACGAGCCGGCGCUGACCUUGCAGGCCGGGGCCACGUGUCACGGGCUUCUGGCGCCUUUCAUGUACCACGGCGUGACUUCAAGAGCCGCGGCAAAGGUCCUCUGGUUAUGCCUGGAUAUGAUAAAGGCAGUCCCGGCAUCUGUCCGUGUGCGCAAGCAAGCGGGCUUCAGUGAGAGUCUCCAGCACAUGGUUGCGAAAAUGUCAAACUACCUGGCCAAGGCGCACUGUGAAUGGAAUGAGCCGGACAUCGCUGGUGAUGCCCUGGAAUUGGGAAAGCGUCUCCUUCGAGAAGACCUUGAUGGCUUGGCCCUGCCCUCGUCUCUCGAGAUGCCCAGGGCGACCGACAGGCAGGAUGUUGGCAGUAGCACACUGCUGGAGUCAAGUAUCGGAAAAAGACUCACGAUUAAAAAGCAGCUGGCACCCAAAGAGGAACGCAACUUUACUGCUGAAUUAAACGCAUUGGAGGCUUUUGCGCUAAAGAUCUCGAAACAAGAUGUCAAAGCAGAUCUCACAGGACUUGAAGAUCCAAUGGUGCUGCAUUCAUGUAUUGCGAAACUACCUCUUAAGAUGGCGCACAAGGAAGUGAUGAAGUUCCACCGACACCCUCGUUUCCUGGAGUUCUUCGUGCAUUUGCUCAACCGAGCUCUUUCUGAGGACGCGGUGGAGUUGGCGGUGGAGUGGGGUGAAGACAUUCAAGUUUGGCUCAUCAGACGGAAUGAAUUGAUUCUCGGCCUCAAACCAGAGCUGGAGAAGAUGACAGGGCUUAUCAGAGUGGGCACGGAUGAUCCAAGGAAACAGGCCAGUAUCAUUGCCGACUACCACAAGAGCCUGGAGCCUCAGCUCACAAGCAGAUCCACCGUGGCCCCAAAGAGAUCCGUCCCAGGGAAAUUGUCGAGGCAGAGGGAGAGCAAAAAGCAGCACGAGAAGAAGGCUCUGGAGCAGCUGACAGGAGCGCUCACGAGCUUCGUUCGACCGCUCAUCCAUCGCCAGCGACUCCGCCAGGUGUGCACAAAGGAGUGUCUCUGGCGGAGUCGCUUUAACCAGCUGCUGGGCUGGUGUCACCUCACUCUCUUCCUGCGCAAGUGCGAAUGGGUGCAGAGACACAACAAACCGGGGCUCUGGAGCGACGCAGCCGUGGACUCCAACAUCUUCUCGCUGGAGGCGUCAGGGGUCGUGGUGGCGAUGCCGGAAGUCCCAGCCACGGCUCGAGAUGGCGCCAAGGAGACAGAAGUCACCAGGGCGGUGACGGCGCAAAAGUCCGCGUCCUCCCAACGCCGCGUUCUGGCCAUGAUGAAGGUCGCUGGCAGUAACGGAGGGAGCGAUGACGAACACGAUGAUGACGACGACGACGAUGACGACGACUGUGAUGGUGGCGGCGACGGGAGCGGGAGGUCAGGAUCCAGCUCCGCGGACUCGUCGCACGGAGAGGCGAGGUCCAAGAGAACUCGGAGGAGCGCCGGAAAGGAUGACGAUCCCGGGGCUUCGCUCGUCGAGCUGACGGAGCGCCUCACGGCGGCCUGCACGCACCUCCGCAGGGCCGUCGUGCUCGCUCACCGGGGCGGUCACCGCUCCCUGCUAUGGGACGUGAGCCGCUCACUCCUGGACUGCGUGCGCUCCUCCCACGAGUCCCAGCGGCUAGAGGAAGAUGACGGCGGUGGCGGCGGUGGCGCUUGUCACGUGCCGGCGAGGACCCAGCGAGAGGUCGUCUGGUUUCCCCUCUUCCUCGCCGCCGACUCGAUGCUGGAUCGAGUCACGCGGACGCAAGGACGACCCAAAGACAACACUGUGGACGAGGAACAAGACUACGAUGACGAUGAUGGCGACGGUUUAGAGGGAGGCGAUGCCGAAAGGACAGCCAUGAUGGACCUCCGAUCGCUGGUUCUGCGGGCUCUGGAAACUCUUCAUCGGCAGUGCAAGUGGGAGCACCUGGCUCAUCUUGCGCUGCGUUUCAACGAUCUCACACGGAAUCGUCACGCGGAGCAGGUGACACCGCUGCUCGUUCACGCACAGUGGCGCUUGCUGGAGCGCGUCAGAGACAGUGGCGGCCCCGAACCACCACAGCCCCACCUCCUCCUCCUCGCCGAGCAGCAGGGCGGACAGAAGAGCACGAGCCACAACUUCGUUGGAGAGCAGCCGAUUGUGGCAACCAUGUCCAGAGACUCCAUUGAGCCAGGGAUGCUCAUUGACCCAGCGGGACGCAACUUAUAUGCAGGAGGGUUGCGUGCGCGCCAGCUCGCAUGCGUCCCUCUCCACGUCGACGAUACCCUGCGUCGCUUCCGCGAGUCUCUCUCCCGCCGCCCGUAUGCCCACCGAGCCCUCGCUCACUGCCGCCGCCUGCUCGCACUCUUCCUGGCGUCGGCGCUCGGUGGAGGAGCGGUGGCAGACCGGCGAGGUGAGGGUAGGACAUCCGUGCGAGCGUCGGGCCUCACGGUGGCAUUCCGGCUUCCAGCUACGCAUAGCCACGACCCCAGCCCGCCCGACUUGGCGAGUCGAGACUUCUCCUCGGCCGAAGACGUGGAGUGGCCUCCCCUUCCGCGGGCGCAAAUCAACAUCGUGAUUUCCGCCUACACCAAAACCGUGGAGCUACUUGAGUCGGACAAGCAGCAGAGGUUGAGAGCGCAUGCGCUGCAUGAGCUGGGGAAUCUGCACUACCACUCUGGCAACACCAGGGCUGCAUUCACUUGCUGGUCUCAGGCUCUCGAUGCGUCGCUGGGUAUCAGCGAUUGUCUCGGGAGCUGGAGCGACGCCGUGGCACGGGCGGCCGGGAAGGAGGCUUCGGGCGACGCCAGCUCUGCGCUUCUCCGUCUGGGCGGCGUACGCGGGUGUCUGCUAGCGGCAGUGCUCGCCUCAAAGAUCGCGCAGUUCAUCCUAACGGCAGACUUUGCCGUGAGGAUACGGUGCAGUGUACUUGCAUCGAUGCUGUUUAAGGCCAUCUUUCGCGCAUCUCUCCCGCACCCGAAGGCGGACGUGGACUACGCUCGCUACGAGGUUGAUGGCGGUCAAGGUUCGCCGGUACCCGGGGUCGAGCCGCUGACGCCGUCGCCCACGCCGGGCGGCGGAAGCCUCGACGUGGGGACCAUCGUGAGCUGCCUGAGCUUCCUGGCGCGGCACCUGCACCGUGCCGGCCUCCUGCUGCCGGUCCUUCCACUGCUGGCCCUUUAUCAACACCUCGUGUGCUCCAUCUGCCGGGACGUGCAGCGGAGUGUGGAGGGCAGGCUCCUCAAGGUGAACGUGCUGACGGACUUGGCGCUGUUUGGAGACGCGUCCCGCGAGAUGUGCACCGUCCUCCUGGGGGAGAAGUUGCCCCUGCCCGUUUUCCCCGGCUUCAAGGCGAUCGACAGCAAGCCGGUGGCUGCGGCGGCAGUGGUGGUGGUGGCAAGCAUGCAGCUGGAUACCUCGAAGGCAAUCUUAACAGAUGGAAAUCUUCAGGCGGUGGAGCUGCUGCUGACUCAGCCCUUGUCUCCGGCGCUCGAGAGCGCCCUUGGGCCCCGCCUGUGCUACCGCGUGUCCCUGACGAGGGCCCGCCUGCUCGUCCGUCUUGCGGCGGCCCUUGGAGGGCUGCCCCCACCCCGCGCCGCCCUCUACGGCCUCUUCACUCCGCCCCGAGAGACAGGCAGCGAGAGUGACCUCUCCAGUGACUCCUCGUCCCAGCUGAGCGCUCGCACGCGGCCGUCGUCCAGAGGCUCCGCCGCGAGGGAUGAGGAGCUCGUGUGGCAGCUGGUGGCCCACAAGGAUCAGCUGACCCCAGAGGUCGUCAAGGGCAUCUUGCUGCUGGAGGCCGAGGCGGUGCUGGGGUCCGUGGACCGGGCCCUCGUCGCUGCGCGGCACGGGAUCGGCGAUCGGCGCUCACUGCGGCCCUCUCAGCUGGAGGAGGCGGUGCUUGUUCACCUGGAGGCAGCACGCGUAGCCCUGGAGAGACACUGGGCACCCGUCAGUGCAGCCAGGGCCAUCUCUGCCAUGAAGCUGUUGCAGGAGGCGCGGGCGCUGGGAGCGGAGACAGCGAUUGAGGUCGGAGGCUGGAGGCUCAGGGACCAGGAGCGGGACGUGGAGGCGCGUGGACGCCUGGAUCUGCGGCUCUGGCUUGAGUGUCGACUGAUGGUGGCAACAGCGCUCACACAGUGGCAGCCAGACCCUGCUGCAGGGCUUGGUGAUGCCGACGCCCGGAGGUUUUGCAAGGAGGGCCUCGCUGAGAGUGAGGCGUGCGGAGAUGUCGAGACACAGGCAGAGUUCAUGUCCCUCUCUGCCCUGCUCGACUUCCAUGAAUGCCGUCCCAUCGCAGGCAUCAGAAGUACACUGCAGGCCAUCCUGGAGCUGCUGGAUCGACCUGCUGAAAUGCUCUCCCAGAGGGCCCACUUGCUUCUGGCCGAGGUUACCGCACGCUUAGCGGACCUUGCAUGUGCGGUUGACGAGGGCCCCGAGACGGAACUCCGGCAGCAAGACCACGCAGUGGAAAAGGAUGACAACGACCUCCCAAAGCUCAGCGCUCCUGACGGGGGAUCAUUGCCUUUCAUGGCAGAGAGCCUGAGCCUCUGCCUAAAGGCUGAGCAGAUUGUCUUAAGUCAGGUAAGAGAACUCGGCUUUGUUGGGGACAUCAGUAACUCCUAUCUACCACACGUCAAUAUGCUGGCCAAGAUUAAGCUAAGGAUAGGCUGCUUCCAGGCCGUGGAAUCGAGCCAGGCGCUCGCUCCGCAGGGAGGGGAUGGCUCCGAGUGGCUCCGCGCGCUCCACACGCUCGACUCUGCGCUGCGUCUCUGCCACUCGGCCUCCACGCAGGAUCGCGACCUCGCCGCCGAGAUCCUGCUCCAGAGAGGCAACGUGGAGUGCAGGAUCGCGCUGGGAGGUCACUGCGACCCACGGACCGCCGUGCGCACGCUGCUCAAGUCCGUGGACGUCAGCCAAGGCGCCUCGCACCAGCUGUGGAUCAUGAAACAAGCCUACUUGGAGGCGGCCCUGCUCUUCUGCCGUCUGAGCGAAAAGACUCGGGCGAGCGAGGCUCACACAGAACAGGAUGCGGUGGCCGAGAAAGGGAAGACGGAUCCUGCAAAGCAGCCAAACAAGUCCAAGGUUGUUGUGCGAGGCCGGAGUCAAGCGCUGGCGGAACGGGGGCUGUCGGUGUCGGAGCGCUACAGCUUGUUGGCAUGGAUCGCCACUCGGGCAGCCACCCAGGUGGGCGAGUGCUGCCUGGCGUGGGGGAGGCUCCUCUCCGACCAAUCGGGGGAUGUCCUGGGGAGAGAGGUCGCCCUCCAUCUCCCAGAAUUCAUGCUUCUGGACCUGGUUGCUUCGCACAGCCUUGCUGCGCCUGACGCAGCGGAGCCAACGCUGGGAUUCAGGGACGAGACCGUGUCCAGGUGUCGCUCCCGAGCCGCCACCCUCACCUGGGCUCAAGUGUUGCGCUACCGAGGAGCGAUCGUUCGUCGUACGGACCUCGCCUCGCAGCUCGACUACUUCCCCGGGCGCCGGCGGGCCGCCAUCGGCGGCUGUCUCGUCCGAUCGCCGCUCAACCUCGGGAGCUGCCGCUUGUUUCUGCGAGCGGGAGCCGUUCACCGCUUCCUGGCGGAGCGGCUCGCGGCGUACGCGGCUGGGCCGUGCCGCGCACCCCCCGCGCCGCAGCAGCUGCUGCACACUCCGCCGCACGCCCCCAGCGCGGCUAGCCAGGAAUUGGCAGACGCGCUGGCUAAGGCUGACUCGCUGACGGGUUUGGUGAUGAUGCAGCCACUCACGCCACCGACUGUCCAAGGAGGAGAGGGGGCUUCCGAGACAGACCCCGCAUUUGGAGCCAAGAGCAAUGAGCUGUGCCUGCAGUGGCACCAGCCUCUGCUGGAGCCCUUGAGACCGACCAAGGAGGUGAUGCUGUUCACCGCCAGCAACACGAGGCCCUUUCGCGUCAUCGACGUCAGAACGUGCGGUGCGGCCGACGCCAGCUGUACCUGCCGCCCCGUUCUGCUCUCCAGGCUGCACGCGCUGAGCCCUCGCCUGGCGUCGCUGAGGUCGCAGGGGUCCUUGCUCGCGGCAGACGAACCCUCCUCCUCGCCACACCCUCCCGCCCUACCGUUGCCCGUGCCUCCUGGCCACGGAUCGACCGUCGGGGAGAGGCAGAAGCCGGCGGCGGCGCGGCUAAAAGCGGCAGCUGGCGCCGACGGAGCGAACCUUGGCACGGUGAAGCUGCAGGACCUGGCUAGGGAGUGCGCUGCGGAGAUUCAACGCUUGCUGGGUUCCCACGCGGAUUCCGAGCCACUUUCAGAGAUGCCCUUUGACCUUUCCCAUAAUGCCUUGCGGAGUUUGGAGGCAACGUUCAGCACAGCCAGCGGGUUCCGCGUGACGGAGGGGCGACUUCACGACUGGCUCGGCAAACUCCUGAGCCAGAUGCCGAACGGCCUACGACAAUAAUUAAGAUGAAAAAUCGGCCCUUGCAAAAAAAAUAAACCCCAAAUUAUUUAUUCUGCAGCAAUCGUAAGAAAAAUCCAUACAGCUCUACGAGAUGUUAAAAUCAUUAUAAUGCAGAAUUGUUCGUGGAAUAUUGAAAAAACGCUGUAUUUUACUUUCUAAAUAAUCUAAUUGUUUUGUCUUUUAAAAUCCGUUUUGUUAAAAAAUGUUCUGACUCAUUUAUUAAACAAAUUAUAGAUGUGAAUAAACAUAUAUACCUAACUUA